AUGAGGGCUCAGGAACUUGGACAGAAAACAGCAGAAGAAGCUCGGGUGAUUGGCGCCAAGUAUGGCAAGUCCGCGCGCGCUAUUCUCAUUGAGGCUGGGUCUGUCCAUCAAGCAUUCACGAUCAGAGUCCUGAUUGGAAUGCCCACCAAACGCUGGUUCAUGGAUAAUAACCCCCGCAAGGACAAAGAAUCUAUCAUCGACUGGAAAGAACGUCAACGCAAACAUUAUCAUGCGAUGGGCAAGGAUGACGAAGAGUGGGACAUCAUUCGCAACUAUAACUUGUCUGCUUAUUCUCGCCUUGAAGGAGUCGAGGCCAUCGGCUGUAUAUUUGAUACAACACAAGACGAGGCUGCUCGACAGGCCAUCGGCUUUGUCGCGGGCUCCGACCUCAUAGUCAAGUUGAUCAAUGAGCAAUCAACUGGAUGCUCGCGCAAUAUUAGAUUGGGUCGUGACUGCAACGAAAGCGAAAGGCUACAAUAUAUCCGUGCCGCACCAAACGAGGCUCCCCGCGACCGUUACAGGAGGAUAUGGCCAAUUAUGGUACUCGAGCACACUUCGAAGUUUGGGUAUCAACCCAAAGCAGUCCAGUGGCGGAAGCUUCUUGACUAUGCUUUCCAGUACAAGUUCAUGAUUAAGAACUGGCCUGAAGACGUCCUUCCUAUCGGUCCCGAAUUCAAUCCUCACAACCUAAGUUCUCAGCACCUCAAGCUACUUGUCGUUCCUUUCAUCAAGCGCAAAGCGCAUUCUUAUUAUGAGGCAGAGCUCCGCACUGAAGCUGAGAGCUUGUUAGAGCUAGAGAAAAAGUCGAAGGGCAAGCGCCGAGGUCAGGGGCGCACUGUGGAAGACGUCAUGAGUGAAUUAGAUGUCGAUGUACCCGAGAUCGAGUUCGCAGCUUGGCCAGAUGAAUGUAUCAAGCAGCUCAAUGACGAGGUGCCGGAGAUGUUCGACAUUCCCUUGGUGACCAGUGCCUUGGAUGUUGUGCUACGCAAGCUAGUAGACUCCGCCAAAUUUAAGGCGUCUGUCCCUGAAGAUAUAUUGGCAGCUCAUGAAGCACAUCCGGAUGGUCAGACUCCCUCUACUCACGACACGCUGCCAAGUGAUCAUGAAUCUCCUGUCACUCCGAGCCCCCCGACCUUGCCAUCAAACCAACUCCCAAAUGUGUUUGAUCGUGAAUCUCGCCCUGUUCUGCCUACAAGCAGAGAUGAACCUGUCGGUGGUGGAAGACGACAGGCUAGCCUGCCGUUCAAGGCGAAGAAACCUUUACGGGUUGACCCUACAUUCAUGCGCCGCAUGGAGGAGCGUCCCGCUGACUCUCGUAAUGAUGCAGACUUGGAGCUUGCGCCCUACCCAGGCCCUCGUCGUGAGGACAGAGAUUUCGUUGCCCCAAACCGCCGCCGUGAAUAUUCUCGUUCACCUCCUGUAUACCCUCAGCGAGAUCCAUCUCGCUCAAGGUACUAUCGGCCCACCUACAGGCAACGCGAGACUUUCCUGUCGCUUAGCGAUGAUGGUUCUUAUCCUGGACGUCCUGCUCACUCACGCCGGCAAAAUCAUGCUGAUGAUUUCAAUCAGAGGUUCCAAGUAAGGAGAGCUGGUGACUCUCAUUAUGAAGACGGGCCUUCGCGGUUUCGCUACUAA
This is a messenger RNA of Suillus subalutaceus, 1635 nucleotides long. RefSeq lists its product as uncharacterized. The transcript is spliced from 10 exons. Bases 1 to 1635 code for a protein of 544 amino acids. The record is from RefSeq and is a predicted model, not a curated record. Lineage: Eukaryota; Fungi; Basidiomycota; Agaricomycetes; Boletales; Suillaceae.